GAAGGUGGAGAACAUGUUGAAAAUAAAGGAGGAGUUUGAUUAUAAAAGUUUGUCUAGAAGGCUUGAAAUGCAACUGGACAAACUUAUUGCUGAAAAUGAAAGGCAACAGAAAGCAUUUGAUGAUGAAGUUGAAAGAAUAAAUCUAGAAGCGCAAAAUCGUAUCUCUGAAGUUGAAAGGAAUGUUGCAGAUGCCUUAGAGAAGGAGAGGCUAAAGACUCAAAUGGAGUACAUGGAAUCAGUCAAGAAGCUGGAAGAAACAAUGAUAUCUAAUCAGCAAAAGCAGGAUCAUAAUAGCUUCUUGAAUGGUAAAUGUAAUGGAGAGGAGCCUGGUACUUCUUCUACUGAGGAAGUUGCCGAGUUGAAGAAAUUGCUUCAGAAUGAAACUUGUUUGAGAAAGGCAGCUGAAGAGGAGGUUAGUAAGCUGAAGAGUCAACUUGGUCAACGAACAGAGUUAGGGGCAGGUGGGAAUCCAGAAAUCUUGAAGCUUCAAAAGAUUUUGGAGGAUGAGGCUCUUCAGAAAAAGAAACUUGAAGAAGAAAUAAUGAUGCUGCGAAGUCAGUUGCUGCAAUUGACGUUUGAAGCUGACCAGAUGAGAAGAUAUUUUGAAAGAGCUGGAGCUGGCAAUUCUUAUGCUGGUAUGGAUUUCCUCUCGUCUCAAGUCAGGAAUUCCCAGUUCAAUGAUUCUGGGAGUAUGCUGAAGGCACCAAUUCCUACACUCUUCGAACAAGUUGGACUGCAAAAAAUUUUGUCGUUGCUUGAGUCAGAAGAUGCCAGUGUACGAAUUCAUGCGGUAAAAGUGGUAGCCAACUUAGCCGCUGAGGAAGCACAUCAAGAGAGGAUUGUUGAAGCUGGAGGUCUUACUUCCUUGCUGAUGCUUCUGAGAAGCUAUGAGGAUGAAACUGUUCGUAGAGUAGCAGCAGGUGCAAUUGCGAAUCUUGCAAUGAACGAAGUCAAUCAAGAACUUAUAAUGGCUCAAGGUGGAAUUAGUUUGUUAUCCAUGACAGCAGGAAAGCAGAGGAUCGUUUAUAUAUAAUAUAUGGGCUCAAUCGCUAUUGCUAAUCUAUGCGGCAAUGAUAAAAUACAAAUGAAGCUGAGGUCUGAAGGUGGAAUUAAGGCAUUACUUGGUAUGGUGAGAUGUGCACAUCCUGAUGUUCUGUCUCAAGUUGCACGUGGGAUUGCUAAUUUUGCAAAAUGUGAAUCUCGAGCAUCUAGUCAGGGUAUAAAAGGUGGCAGAUCUCUUCUUAUAGAAGAUGGUGCACUUCCAUGGAUCAUACAAAAUGCUAAUAAUGAUGCUGCACCCAUUAGGCGCCACAUUGAGCUUGCAUUGUGCCACUUGGCACAACAUGAAGUAAAUGCAAAGGACAUGAUCAGUGGAGGGGCCCUUUGGGAGCUAGUUCGUAUAUCACGGGACUGUUCUCGGGAAGACAUAAGAAGUCUUGCUCACCGGACAUUGUAUUCAAGCCCUACUUUCCGAGCUGAAAUACGGCGGCUACGGAUAGAAUUUUGAUUGCAACAAUAAAGAGCAUCUUAGAAUGGUCACUUCACUGUUGAAGCCCAACUCCUCGAGUUGAUGCAGGAGAGAUUUUUUUGCAACGCCAGUUUAUAGGACAGGUAUGGUUGAGAUUUGAGAAUGGUACUUUAUUCUCUCAUUACUUGGGCAGGGAAGACCCCGUGAAAUUGUGGGGGAAAGGAAGCAAGGGUUGGUGGCGAACCAUGUAAUUCUUGAGCUUCUUUAGUGAGCUACGUGGCAUUUGUGUUUGCAGUAAAAUGUCACACCAGAGAGAACAGAUGAAGAGAUGAACUGGGAAAAAAAGGCCUUUAUAUGGGGAAUUGAGUGAGUCCAAUUUUUUUUUCACGUAUUCAUAAUUUUUUAUCAGGUGGGACUCACUCAGCGUGUCCUAUAUAUAUCUAUGUAAGUUCUACAGAGAUAUCUAUGUAAGUCGUUCUCUAUUAGUAAGUAAAACCUUAAUUUUUCGGCUA
Carica papaya (papaya) is the source of this 1980-nucleotide messenger RNA. NCBI's taxonomy places the organism in Eukaryota, Viridiplantae, Streptophyta, Magnoliopsida, Brassicales, Caricaceae. The record is from RefSeq and is a predicted model, not a curated record.